Synchiropus splendidus (mandarinfish) is the source of this 1041-nucleotide messenger RNA. RefSeq lists its product as uncharacterized. Lineage: Eukaryota; Metazoa; Chordata; Actinopteri; Syngnathiformes; Callionymidae. Gene Ontology annotation, cellular component: voltage-gated sodium channel complex. Gene Ontology annotation, molecular function: sodium channel regulator activity. The record is from RefSeq and is a predicted model, not a curated record. The coding region runs from base 135 to 815 and encodes 226 amino acids. Gene Ontology annotation, biological process: sodium ion transport; regulation of heart rate by cardiac conduction; cardiac muscle cell action potential involved in contraction. The transcript has 5 exons.
UCUGAAGCUCCAAAAGGAAUAUUCCUCAAUAUUUUUCUUGAUCUGGAGAUGCAGCUGUGAAAAUGGACCAUCAAAGUGGGAGAUGUUGACUACGAUGUCAACCUAACAGGGAUCUAUCAACGCAGAAAAAAGUCAUGAUGAGUAUUUUGAAGGCAGAUAGAGUUUAUUCUUGGUGGAUUAUUUUGGCUGUGGCAAGUACUUCAGUGUCACUGUGCCAUGGUGGAUGCUCUGAGGUGGAAUCGCCGACUGAAGCUGUGGCGGGCAAGGGCUUCCAGAUGAGCUGCAUCUCUUGUAAAAAAAGAGAGGAGGUUUCUGCACAUGCAGUCGUGAACUGGUACUUUAAACCCCGACAGGAGGACGAAUUCACACGUGUCUUCCAUUAUGACUUCCCUGAGUCUGACAUUCUUAGUAAGGAUUUUAUGGACCGUUUGGAGUGGCGUGGAACCCAGGACAAAGAUGUACAGACAGCAAGUAUUUAUAUAAGCAAUGUUAGUUUCAGCGAUGCAGGAACGUACCGCUGCACCUUCCUCAGGACCCUGUUUUUGCCCACGUUCAACCAGAACGUCAUGGUGGUGAAGACAGUGGAGCUCAGCGUGGUGGCAGAAGCCCAGAAGGAGCUGACUGCAGUGGUGUCUGAGAUCAUGAUGUACGUGCUGAUCGUGGUUCUGCAGCUGUGGCUCAUUGGGGUGAUGGUCUACUGUUACAAGAAGAUUUCGGAUGAGAAUGAAGCCCGGGAUGCACGUAAAGCUCGCAAGGCCCAGGCGGCACAACUGAUAGAAACGAAGGACAACUGUGAUGGUGUGCAGAUCGAGUAACAUCUCGAGAGCUUCAUAUGGAGCAAGAGCACCUUUAUCUUGAUAUGUGUAAGAUUCUAAUAAAUCGUUUGAACCGUUAGAGGGCUGAGGCAGUUUUCCAUCUUUCAAUUUUUCGGGUGAAUUUUAGAUCUGAAGCUUGAGUCCAUUGACCUGAUUUGAAGCAUGAAGGCACGAGUUAUUGCAUCAAUAUAUUAGUCUGUCUCACCCCUUCAUGUAAACCUGAAUU